AUGCCAACAGCUCAUGCUUUACAAAAUCUUAGUCAUCUAGGUAGAAAGCUUAGUCAUCUAGGUAUACACUUGUGCAGAUGUUCGCCUAUCGCGAAUCUCAUGGCUUGGUACUCCGGGCCGAGGGGAUGUGCGUCAACACGUGACGUCCUUCUUUUGGAUGCGGUGCGGUUGUGCGCGGGCAUGCCAGCACAGUUUACCGUGCGUCGAGAUGAUGAUGAGGUUCGAGUAGAAGAUGGUUUAAAAUUUGCGCCUGUUUUGCAUUCGACUCCUAAUCAAACGAUCGUGGCCGAGAGAGGAACUAAUCUCGGUCGUCAGGUUCACGGCCUGAGCUACAAGGCCGUUUAG
Molecule: messenger RNA, 345 nt
Organism: Prunus armeniaca (apricot)
Lineage: Eukaryota; Viridiplantae; Streptophyta; Magnoliopsida; Rosales; Rosaceae
Source: the annotation of a GenBank genome assembly